GAGUGAGGUUGCUGUCCCUCGUUUUCUUCCACCAAAUCUCUUCCCAUUCAUUGGGUUUUAAUUUUUCGGUCUGAUUUUAUCUGGGUUGUUCUCCUUAUAGGCUGAGGUUGCUGUUUUAUUUUUCUUGAUCGAGUUAUAGAAAAAAGGAUAUGUUUUUGGUUGAUUGGUUUUAUGGGGUUCUAGCAUCACUUGGUCUUUGGCAAAAGGAAGCUAAGAUUUUGUUUUUGGGGCUUGAUAAUGCUGGAAAGACCACCUUGCUUCACAUGUUAAAGGAUGAGAGAUUAGUUCAGCAUCAACCAACGCAGUACCAAACUUCAGAAGAAUUGAGUAUUGGGCAAAUCAAGUUCAAAGCUUUUGAUUUGGGUGGUCAUCAGGUCGCUCGCAGAGUGUGGAAGGACUAUUACGCUAAGGUAUAUAAUCAUAAACUCUAUGAGGUUGAUCAAUGGUGGUGGUGGUGACACUUGUGGGUUUUACUUAUAAAAUUCUAACUCUAGUUUUGCUGUUUUUG
Cannabis sativa is the source of this 508-nucleotide messenger RNA. Its product is annotated as GTP-binding protein SAR1-like. NCBI's taxonomy places the organism in Eukaryota, Viridiplantae, Streptophyta, Magnoliopsida, Rosales, Cannabaceae. Gene Ontology annotation, molecular function: GTPase activity; GTP binding. Gene Ontology annotation, biological process: endoplasmic reticulum to Golgi vesicle-mediated transport; vesicle organization; intracellular protein transport. The transcript is spliced from 2 exons. Gene Ontology annotation, cellular component: COPII vesicle coat; endoplasmic reticulum exit site. The record is from RefSeq and is a predicted model, not a curated record. The coding region runs from base 150 to 458 and encodes 102 amino acids.